AACAACGUUCAACGGAAUUACCUACUGGUUCUCAUGAAAAUAUAAACAUCUUAGACACAUCUGAAUACUGGGAGCAAUUUUUAGGAAAUGCGGAUACAUUCCUGCAGAAUGACUUUGAAAUGUUUGAUGAAUAUGGUGCGCCGAUAGAUUCUUCACCCAACGCACCAUUCACACCACUUAUUGAAACAGUAAAUCCAUUAUCACCGUGUGAAGAACCAAUAUACCAACAAUUAAAAUGUGUUGAAAUUGUCGAACCUGGUGAAGUAAUUGAUGAAUUAGUUAAUGAGCAUUUAGUAAACGGCACGAAUAAAUCACCCUCUCCAUCUUCAAAAACUUCAGAGCAAAAGUCACCUUCAUUAAACCAACAGCAAACUACUGAACCAUUUCAAAAACAACUUGUGGUGUCGUUAGACAUUGUGGUACAAGGACAAUAUCUUUCACCUCAGAGCAUGGUUGAAAACUGUGACGCCAAGGAGCUUUGA
Molecule: messenger RNA, 482 nt
Organism: Racocetra fulgida
Lineage: Eukaryota; Fungi; Glomeromycota; Glomeromycetes; Diversisporales; Gigasporaceae
Source: the annotation of a GenBank genome assembly